CACAUAAACUUGCAAUGGCAGCUAAAUUAUUCUAUCAACUUUUCGGAGCAUUUCUCACGUUUCUCCUGUUGCAACCUUUCCUAGUGAAUUCGAGGCCUGUAUCACUCGAAUCUCAUCGAAAUGACGAGCAAGGCCCAAGAAGAAGCAGCGGUAGCCUGGACGACAUCGGCCGGGCGACUCUCGAUAGCCCGUUCAAUUUCGAAGCCAAGCACGCCCUUUCCAGUGGGAAAUGGAUGCACUCCCCGUUGACCUACGGUUACACGUCCACUUCCUCUACUCCGCCGAAUCUAGAUGUCAACGCGGUGGCCGCCGCCAUCGAUGCGGCAUUCCGAGAAUGGCAACGCUACGUCCCGAAGUUCGGGUUCCAAAGGAUAUACCCGGGCGAGAAUGCCGAUAUCAAAAUCUCGUUCACUACACUGAACACACCGAAUUAUGGUUUUGGCUAUUAUCCACCUAAUGGGACGCUUCUCCUUGAUAUUGACCACACGUAUUGGAGUGUUAAAUCUUACCCCAAUUCGUACGAGCUGGAUUUGAUGUCCGGAGCCUUGCAUGAAAUAGGGCACACUCUCGGCCUUGAGCACACUACCGAUCCAACUGCAGUCAUGUUUCCUACUCUUACUUAUGGAACUAACAAAAGGAGCCUUGCCCAAGACGACAUUUAUCGCAUCCAGACUUUAUAUUAUAGUACUCCCCUGUCACUCGAGUUAGCUAAAUCUAUAUAGCUUUCAAGGCCUUGGGAAGCUUGUUUUUAUCGCAUUAAAUAAGUGAUUAACACAUUUAGAAGUAUCAGAAUAAGAACGGACAUGUAAGCGUACGUAAAGCUCUUGUUGCUCUUGUAAUGUGUUGGUGGUGACUUUGUAUUCUGCUGGUUUGGUUUUGCCAACAAGCUUUAAGUUGCUAUAUUUAAUCUGAAUUAUUAUC
This is a messenger RNA of Hibiscus syriacus, 921 nucleotides long. RefSeq names its product metalloendoproteinase 1-like. Gene Ontology annotation, biological process: proteolysis; collagen catabolic process; extracellular matrix organization. Gene Ontology annotation, molecular function: metalloendopeptidase activity; zinc ion binding. The record is from RefSeq and is a predicted model, not a curated record. The coding region runs from base 15 to 722 and encodes 235 amino acids. Gene Ontology annotation, cellular component: extracellular matrix. The transcript is spliced from 2 exons. NCBI's taxonomy places the organism in Eukaryota, Viridiplantae, Streptophyta, Magnoliopsida, Malvales, Malvaceae.